This is a messenger RNA of Drosophila simulans, 471 nucleotides long. RefSeq lists its product as uncharacterized. Bases 1 to 471 code for a protein of 156 amino acids. The transcript has a single exon. The record is from RefSeq and is a predicted model, not a curated record. Lineage: Eukaryota; Metazoa; Arthropoda; Insecta; Diptera; Drosophilidae.
AUGGCAGCACACGUUUUUCACGCCCAGGGAGUACGAGAGACCGGCGCCGGGGAACAGCCCGGGGCGAUAUGGAGUAGGGAUUCCGAUUCCUACCUCCAGCUCCUGGCGUCACCCCUGGUGUCGCGAUCUCCAUCCCCGGGAAGUGUGGAGGACCCGGAGGAAAUUCCGGACGUCGAACUCGAGGACGACCAACCGAGCAAGGAAGACGAUGACGGAGGUGAGACGGUCACGCCGGAGGUGUCAUCAGACGAGGAUGAGACCGCGCGGAUGGCUUACCGGAGCGUCCGACGGGCUACGCAGGGCCAGGGACGGAUAAGCCUCGGAGUCGCGCCGCCGACCGAGGAUCCGGUGGACAUGCUGACACCGCCGCGGCCGACGCCGGCGCAGGCGCCGCUGCUGAAGCCACCACGGCCGACGCGCAUGCCGUCAACACCACCGCCGCAACCUCGCACGCCGACACCACCACCCUAG